This is a messenger RNA of Wasmannia auropunctata (little fire ant), 858 nucleotides long. RefSeq names its product NADH dehydrogenase [ubiquinone] iron-sulfur protein 5 (gene ND-15). The transcript is spliced from 2 exons. NCBI's taxonomy places the organism in Eukaryota, Metazoa, Arthropoda, Insecta, Hymenoptera, Formicidae. The record is from RefSeq and is a predicted model, not a curated record. The coding region runs from base 153 to 482 and encodes 109 amino acids.
CUCAAUCGGCUCAACCUAACCUAACGUCUAUCGACGAUUACGUAAAAACACAGCAGAAAGGUUAUUUUCUAUAUGCGUCAAAAUUUCUCCAAGCGCUCGAGAGAGUAAAUAAUAAUUAUAAAAAUCGAGGCAUUGUCUGUCACCGGUACAUCAUGAUAGACCACGAGAAUAUUAUGUGGAUGAAAUGGGGCACGCCCAUGUUCAAGGGACCCCCGACAGACGUCUUCCAUCAUAUACGCAAUUUGCAGUCCCUCAAGGAGUGCGCGAUGUACGAGGUGCACUAUGUGGACUGCAUGGAGGCGUAUGGCUAUCACAGGGGCAGGGAGAAGUGCAGGCUGUUACUCGAGGACAUGUACGAGUGCGUGUUUAAGAUAAAGAGGAUGCGGCGCAUCCACCUGAUGGAGGAAGAGCGACGGCGUCAGUUUAACAGUGGCGAGAGGAAGAACCGCUACGAGGAAACUCCGCCGCUCGACCUGUUCUAAAUCGUUCCCCUUCUCGCUUCGGGAGAAUGCAUAUAUAGUUUACGUGUAUAAAUGUAUCGGACUAAAAGGGAUUAGACGACAAAUGCGUUUUUAUCUACCAAAAAAAACAAAGAAUCCCAUUGCACCAGUUCGUUGCUUGAUGCUUUUCCUCUCCUGGAGACGUUUCGUCGAUGAGGUCAGAGAAUCACAAUCUAUGUUACCUUCCUCAAAUCUUUUCCCUCUCCAGAGAAUACAUUUCGCUAUAAAAAUACUUUGGGAAACUCAAUAUUAAAAUAUUCGCAAAGGACUGCAACAAUUGGGAAUGUAAAACUCUGAAUAUCUGUUGAAUAUUCAAUUUGUAAAAAGACAUGUUACAAUAUAUAAACAUCAAUAAUCA